AUGGGAGGCAGUUCGCCUGUCGGGAGCUCAAAGAAUGGUGUAAAGGCUAUGACAUCCAAUAAUCCUUCACCUCGAUGGCCUACCCCCAAGGCAACGGGCAAGCCGAAGUCACCAAUCGGGAAAUCGAUCCUCAAAGUCUUGCGCGCUCGGCUGGACCACAUGGGAGGCAACUGGGUCGAUAAACUCCCUAGCAUGCUAUGGGCUCUCUGCACUACUCUGAAAGAGGCAACUGGUGUAACCCCAUUUCAGUUGGUAUAUGGCGGCGAAGUGGUUGUCCCCAUGGAGGUCGGGGUAGAAUCUGAUCAGGUGCAACACUACAACGAAGGGAACGCCGAAUGGAGGUUGAUGGAGCUCGACUUGGUGGAUGAAACAAGGGCAAAAUCCGUCAUUCGGAUAAUGGCUUACCAACACUGCAUAAACCAGAAUUACUAUCGGGGAGUGAUCUCGAGGUCCUUCCAGGUCGGCGACAUCAUCUAA
Messenger RNA from Zingiber officinale, 477 nucleotides. RefSeq lists its product as uncharacterized. Gene Ontology annotation, molecular function: nucleic acid binding. Lineage: Eukaryota; Viridiplantae; Streptophyta; Magnoliopsida; Zingiberales; Zingiberaceae. The transcript has a single exon. The coding region runs from base 1 to 477 and encodes 158 amino acids. The record is from RefSeq and is a predicted model, not a curated record.